UCCAUACCUUACCUUUCUCGCCAGUGCCGGAGAUUUUUUUGCCUCUUGCCAUCGGCUCUGGCCUCCGGGCUCGAAAAAAGAUUACUUUGGUGGAGUGGAACCGAGAAACCUAGUGAGGGGUCAAGGAGUCGGGGGGAUGGCGGAGGAAUUACCCGACGGUGUUGGUGCGGGAAACCCGGGCGUAGAAGGCGGCGGCGGCGAACCAGGGCAGCCCGCUACGGCAAGAACUCUCAAGGGGAAAUCCUGCAAGGGAUGUCUGUACUAUUCUUCGCUCCUCAAAUCCGACUCACGUAAUCCCGUCUGCGUUGGGAUUAGCCGGACUCUUCCAACAGCACCUUUAUUCAUUAUGGGGGAGUCUGAAAUGAAAGCUACACAAGAUGGGCACGAUCUGUCAGAUUUCAAGUAUGCCUGCAUUGGUUGUUCCAUUUUCAUGGAUAACAAUGAUAAGCAAGAACACCGAGCACAGUUGCCAUUUUGUGCUGGCAUUGAGCUAUUAGUGGAGAAAAGAGUGUCAACCUCUGAUCAUGUUGCUGCACCAGUUCAAAAAGAAGAUGCUACCGCCCGAUUCCCAUUACAACCACACCAACCAGGUCAAUCUUCGGCAGAACUUCUCAGCAAGUUUAGAAGGAAUGCUGGAGUGGUAGCUUCAGGUGUGGCUAAGAACCUGAACAAAGUGGGAAAUUACAUAAAGGACAACAUUGAUGAUAUAUUUUACCCUUUCCGCAAGCCACCCAAGUAGCAAAGCCACAAGUCCAACGCCGAGCAAGAGAUCAAAGAGGGCAAGCCACCCAAGUAGCAAAGCCACAAGUCCAACGUCGAGCAAGAGAUCAAAGAGGGCAAGCCACCCAAGUAGCAAAGCCACAAGUCGAACAUCGAGCAAGAGAUAAAACAGGACUGCAGCACAUUACUGUGUGAAUAUUGCUAGUUUAAAAUUACAACCUUAGAUUUGUCCAAAUGCUAAGAACAAUUGUAGCUCGAGUACUCGAAUGCCCAUUUGUCUUCAAAAUUUUGUUAUUUGUAGCCAGUAACUAUCCAAAACAUGAAGGGAUUUAUCAGUGAUUCCAUUUGACGAAGGGAUCAUUUUUGUCGAAUGUAUUUAACAUUAAGGAUUUUAAAUAUUAGUCAGAGUAGCGUAUGUUGAUUGGUAUUUGUUAUUCUAAUUAUCAAAUAUUUUUACAUUUUUAUUAUA
This is a messenger RNA of Musa acuminata AAA Group (dessert banana), 1189 nucleotides long. RefSeq lists its product as uncharacterized. Bases 137 to 739 code for a protein of 200 amino acids. The transcript has 5 exons. The record is from RefSeq and is a predicted model, not a curated record. NCBI's taxonomy places the organism in Eukaryota, Viridiplantae, Streptophyta, Magnoliopsida, Zingiberales, Musaceae.